Molecule: messenger RNA, 1506 nt
Organism: Ilyonectria robusta
Lineage: Eukaryota; Fungi; Ascomycota; Sordariomycetes; Hypocreales; Nectriaceae
Exons: 1
Coding region: 1-1506 (501 amino acids)
Biological process (GO): heme oxidation
Molecular function (GO): heme oxygenase (decyclizing) activity
Source: RefSeq, a predicted model, not a curated record
AUGUCACCACCUUUCCCUGAGUCGAUCACGGCCCCUCACGAGCAUCAUGACCACCAUGUUCACCAUCGUCCAUUGGCAGAAUCAAUAGCCAUAUCCACGAGAUCGAUCCACGCCAGGCUUAACAAGCUCAUAAUUGCCCGCUUACCACUCGCUCUCCCACCUCGAGCUGCUGACCCGUCUAUUUAUGUCUCGGGCCUGCUCCACAUUGCGCCCAUUUACAUGACCUUUGAGCGGCUAUGGCGCAACAUCCUAGAUACAGAUCCCGAGGCAGACCACGAAACCACAGCAGGGGAUUGCUGUGAUCCCGACAUGCCGCUCUUGGCUUCUGCUGGCGUACCUUUGGAAGGACACGAAGCUGGUGGACAAGGUGUACACAACCCUCCGGUUUGCGAACGGAUACACUCGCUUCUCCAGCAUCUCCACCUGCCUGGCCUCAUGCGCUCAGAUCGUCUCAAGGCAGAUAUCGCUUCUCUCACAGGGUGGCCGGACCACGUUGUCGAGGAGCAGCUUAGAAGCAUUGGCCAGACUGGUCGCCUCGCCCAGUUCACCAAUCACAUUAAGAGAGCGAUUGAGAAUCGACCACAUGUGCUCUUGGCAUACUCAUACAUCCUAUUCAUGGCACUUUUCGCAGGCGGACGCUUCAUCAGAGCUUCCCUCGAAUCCGCUGGGAACGAAUUCUGGGAACAACUCCCAUCACCUGUCCUGCCAACCGAGCUCUCUUGCCAACAUUCGACCAGACCCAUCGAGCGAGCGAGCGGACUGACGGACGAGGAGCUCCCCGAGGACGACCAUAAUUCUCAUGCAGAUCACAAAAUGCCCUUGCGCUUCUUUCACUUCAAAUCUGCCGAAGAUGGCGAGGAGCUUAAACGCGAGUUUAAGAAACGGCUUGUGGACUUGGAGAGUAUCCUCACGGACGCUGAGAAGCACGAUGUGAUCCAGGAAGCCGUCUGCAUCUUCGAGAACAUGACGCUAAUGAUCGAUCAACUCGACAUGGUAUGCGCGGAUCUGGAUCAAAAUAAUGGUGAUGAGAUCACUUCGCUUAAUAACCUUGCUGGCAUGGUCAACCCCAUCGGUGCCCGAUUCAGGGACAGCGUUUCUAUUGCCAAAGAACGCACCGCGAGAUCUUCCAGGCUAUCGACCAGCAGUGACGACAGCACCUGCUCUAUCAUCAAGAGAGCUAUAGGAGCCCUGCGAGCCGAGUCGAGAUCUUCCCCGGGCGAGCUCAGUGCUCAUAGCCAAAGCGGCCAACCCCCCAUGUCCAGCAUGGCCGGUGUGGAACUCUGUCCUGCAUUCCCCAAGUCUAUGAGAUUUGAAAAGACUCUACCUAAACCAACACGAAGUCCAACACUCCCGGUAGAUGGUAGCACUCACCCUGACGAGCGUCUCAAGUUGGCAUCUCGGAGGUUACAAGGUGUGCACGUCGCCAACUGGCUCAUAAUGGUUGCCUUUGGGGCGGCCGUCAUUGGGGCUCUUGUGUCCGGACGAGGAGGUGGGUACGUGGCAUAA